Paramecium pentaurelia is the source of this 1240-nucleotide messenger RNA. The record is from the annotation of a GenBank genome assembly. Lineage: Eukaryota; Ciliophora; Oligohymenophorea; Peniculida; Parameciidae.
AUGUCGGUUUAUAGAGGAUUUGCAGCUUAUGAUUAUGGAAGAGAAUAUUUCGCUAUAUUUGUAAGAAGAAACUUUGAAACUUCAUAAAAGUGGUGUGAAGUUAGAAGUGAAUUACAAAAAAAGUUGUAAGAAUAGAAAAAAAAGCCAGAAAACUCAUUUGAAAUGGAAAGUGAAUAUGGAAAUUUCCUUUGUUAAUUUGAAAAGCAAACAAGUUUAUUAUAUCUAUAUAUUAUAGAGUGUUACUUUAUAUUGUUGAGUAAUAAAAAUACUAUAAAAGAGGAAUAAUAGAAGGCUAUGCAAACAGUUAUUGAACAAAUUAAAAAGGUUAACAAUUACAUCAAAGUACGUUAUUAUAAUAAAUAUAGCUAACACGAGAAGAAUUUGAUUAGAAGCUAAAAUAAGAUAUUUUAAAUAUCCUAACCAAAGCAGAAGAAGAAUAUAUAGAAAAAAAUGGAAAUUUAGAUUAAAUUAUGACUUAACAUUCAUAAGAAAAAAAGAAAUUUAGAAAGGAUUUGGCAUAAGUAAUUGAUAAAAAGACAGAGCAUAAAUAAAAAGCAUUUGAAUUAAUUGAAAAAAUUAUUAUCAAACAUAAAAAUGAUGAUUCAGGACCACCUCAAAAGAUUAUAUUUAAAGGCUUUAUGAUGUUUGAUUAUAUUCGACAAUAUUUUUAUAUGUUGAUCAAUAUAGGGAUUCCAAUUAUGUAGAAAUGGAUAAAUGAUAGAAAUGCUAUAUAGAAAUUGAUAUUAGAUAAUUAAAAGAAACCAUAAGAAAUUAUUUAAUUAAAAGGUGAAGGAGGUCAAUUUUAUGCAAAAUAUCAUAAAGAAAAAAGUAUUUAUUUUUUUAAAUACAUAUUAGAAUGCUAUUUCAUUCUAUAUACUGAUGAAUUUGUUAAUUUAAUUAAAUAAUAAGAAGUUCUUGAAUAAAUAUAUUAAUUAAUCACUCCUAAUGAUUAAUAUAUUAAAGUAUAUUUAAAUGGUUAUUUUAGAUGAAUAAAGAACAAAUAGAAUCAAAAUUUUCAUAAUAAGUAAAAGCUAUCUUAGAACAGAAUGAAAAAGUUGACACUGAAUAAAUUGUUAUGAAACUAGAAGGAGAUAAUAAUAAUUAUAAACAAAAGAAUUUAUCUCCUGAAUAACAAUCUGAUAAUAAUGAUCCUUUAAAGUCUAAUGUUACUGGAUCAAUUAAUAAUCAACCAAAGAAUAUUAUGUAUCAAUAAGAUGAAACAAAACCACUUAAUUAAUGA